Theileria annulata is the source of this 2523-nucleotide messenger RNA. RefSeq lists its product as uncharacterized. Bases 1 to 2523 code for a protein of 840 amino acids. The record is from RefSeq and is a predicted model, not a curated record. Lineage: Eukaryota; Apicomplexa; Aconoidasida; Piroplasmida; Theileriidae. The transcript has 4 exons.
AUGAAGGAGAAUGAAAUCGCUUUAACAUUUAUUAAUCGAAUAGGUUUAGAAAAUAUCAAAAAUAAGGAAAUUUAUGAAUCUAUUAAGAAUUGCCUUUUCAAUACUGAAGUAAAAACAACUAAUUCCUCAAAUACAACACAAACUACAAACCUUCAAAAUGAAACAAAUAAUUUCAACACCUCAAAUGAAAAGUUAAAACUUAAAAAAAAUCAAAUUACUUUCAAAACUUCAAAUUUGCAAGGUGAAAACCUAAUUCAAGUACAACUAUUACAACAUUUAGUUUAUCUCAGAAAUGAAUCUAACGACGACACACAUGAUUCCUCAUUUAAGGAUGAUCUUAAAUCAAAAUCACUUCUGAUUUUCUCAAAGAAUUUGUUAAUUGAAUUUAAGAGGAAUAGUAGUUGGUAUUCAAUUUUAGAUGAUACACCAGAAGAUGGACCAGAAAAAACAUUAAAAGGGAUUGAUAAAUUGAUUGCCCUAGUAUUAUGUUUAAGAAGACUAGAAAAAUAUACAAAUAUUGAAUCCUCGGUAGUUUCUCUUUUGGCAAGCAAUGUUUUAUUCAGUUUCAGAUACACUUUUCAGUCAGAAACAAGUAAUUUAUCUGUAGUAGAUCACCCAGAGUGGGCCAUAGAUUAUAUGAAAAACACUGUAAAAAAAUAUGCGAGAGUGUUUAAGAAUGUAAAAAGUGAGUUGAAAUUCGAUACCACAAAGUAUUUUAAUGCAUUGAUACCUCAACCAUAUUCCGAUGAUCCAAGUUUAUUGGAGGAGUUCAGUAUGAUAUGUAAAGAAAUAGGAAUGGAUGAGAUUAUUUCAAAUUGGUCGAUGUUAUUGGCAAAGGAAACUAGAUUGUUUGUGUACAGUAGAUUGCCAUUUCUGGUGUAUGAUUACUUUUUGGAAAAUGAUUAUAGUAGAUUAGAGUUAUCCCAGUUAAUAAAAUUAAUUGGAACUCCAGAUUCUUCAAAUCUUCUUGAAGUUAGUAGGUCGACCUUUGAAGACGAGAAGGUAAACAGCGUCAUAUAUACAAUGAUGAACUCACUAGUCAAUUUCGCUAUGUAUUUGAGAAGUUUUGACCAGUAUGCAAGCUUUGAAUUGUUUUCAGAUUUUGAUAAUAAUACUCUAGUACCAUAUAUAAUGAUACAGCUAUAUCAUUAUCCACUAAUAACUGAUGGUCCUAAUAACAUAGAUGGUCCUAACCUUAUACAUAGUUCUAAUGUUGGAGAUGGUUUUAAUCAACCAGACCUAAAUUCAAGUCUAGAAGAUUUUAAUCAUAAUUCUAGUGUGAAUCCAGAUACAUUGACUUCUAAUGAUAAAUGUAAUAGAAUUGAUAGUAAAAUAAUGCUUUGUUUUGAUUCUAAUAUACUAUUUGGUUGUUUGGACGCUUUGUUGGAGAUGGAAAAUGCUCAUGUUAUGACACUAAUGAGGAAAUUGGUAAGUAUUGAAUCAUUCAGUGAUUCUAUCGGAGUUCGAUCAGGACUCACAGCUAAUAUGUACCUACAAGACCGCCACUUUCUCACACAAGUUUCAAAUCUUCUAACGGCUUUGUUAAACAGAAUUGAAUUACGCUGUCAAUGCUUAAGAUUCUUGGAAUCCAAGAAAAAAUACGUCUCAAAAGUAAUCGUUCCAAUGUUAGACUACUUUGUGGAAAAUGUAAAACAGAUAUGGAACUCACUGGACAGUAUACUUGACUCUUGCACAAUAUCAUGUCUUCUUAUGGAAUCAGCGACUUCACUAUAUGAGUUUUUCCAAGAAUUCCCACUCUCUGAACUCAUGCCAGAGUCAUUAUCAAAACUGGAAACGGUUAAUCAGAAAAUGAUCACAAUCUUCGAUCAAUACUUUGUGGAGCUCUAUUAUGAUUCAUUCAAACAUGUACACAGACAACCACUUGAAGUUCUCAAUACAAUUACCAACAAAUUAUUACGUAAUCAAAUAUUUAUUAUAUUUAAAAUUUGUGCACUGUGUAGUUAUAAAAAUUAUAAAAAGAUUGUUACACAAGCCAUCACAUCGAUGGAAAAGUUGUUAGUAUCAAUUUUGAUACCUAAUAAAUCAAUAGUGUUCAUUCUCGAGGACGAAGAUGAUGUGGAAACAACACUGAGCAACUGUCAGUACAUGUUAGAUUGUGUAAGGAAGUUAGUGGAGCCUGUGGAUUUUAAGGAAAGUGUGCAAAUGGUACAGGAUAUGGUUGUAAUCCUGAGUAUGGAGACGGUAGAGCUGAACACAUCUGCUGAGUACUUAAAUCUACUGGGAACAACUAAAAUUUCUGGGAAAGGUUCCGGUAAUGACAAGCACGGUCAAGAAUCUCGGGACAAAUCCAAGAAUGGUGAGGCAUCUGAGACCUUCCUUUCCAGUGUUCUUUACGAUGAUUUUGAAGGAGAUGUACCUGAAGACAUACACAAUAGUCUAAUAGUCUCGAAAAUAAAAGAAAAGUUAAAGAUUAAAAAAUUAAGUUUAUCUCAAACGUACACAUUAAUUAUCCACAUACUCUCGGCAUAUGACUCAGACCAACUCCCACCAGAGGAAUUCUAA